Messenger RNA from Laetiporus sulphureus 93-53, 1325 nucleotides. RefSeq lists its product as uncharacterized. The transcript is spliced from 6 exons. The record is from RefSeq and is a predicted model, not a curated record. The coding region runs from base 79 to 1299 and encodes 406 amino acids. Lineage: Eukaryota; Fungi; Basidiomycota; Agaricomycetes; Polyporales; Laetiporaceae.
CUGAACCAUCACCGCGACUCAAGCCGACGACUGCACCACUUCGCAUUCCGCACUUGUCCCCAGUCGUGACACUCGGUGAUGGCCCCCGUAUUGCGCAGUAUGACACCCAUCGUCGAGGUCGUUAUCAAAAUCCAAUUCAAAGGCGAGAGAGCGGGCAAGAUGGGCAUUCAGAAGAACGGAGAGCCUCCAACAGCGCAGUUCGCCCGAGAAUUGCACGUGGACUUUGAAGACGCGUCCAUCCCUCUGCCGGAAUCUUUCAGGACGUAUUGGCAAUCGGGACAAAUCCAAUGUGUCUGGCUUACCACUAAAAACAGCAAAAAAUAUUGCAGCGUUCUGCAGGGAUUCGACAACUACACGGGCGAUUCACACAAAAUCGAAGCAAACAGCAUAUCGUGGAUGUCCGUUAGCGUUGAUGGCGAUUGCAUCUCUCAGUUCUCAACUUCAAAGUUUCCAACACAGUCCACCGGGAAGGCGCCUCGGCCUCAAACUCUUAUAAACGCGGCCAGAAUGUCGACUUCGGUUCUCACUCGACCGAACCGGCCUCAGCCCCAUCAUACCUCCUCGUCUUCUAGUCUUCCGGUGAAACCUGAGCCCGCUGGAAGCCCCACGUGUCCAUCGCCUAUAAGCGCGUCUUCUACCAGUACGAUAGGCCAGCAAGAACCAUCCAUGCAAAAGCUGUUUAAAGCGGUCAAUCCCAGAAUCAGAGUGAGAAUGGGGGACGAUACAUGCCUGUCUUCUCCUUUUGGCUCCAUCUCUCCGACUCUUACCCUGCUUCCAGCAUCGAAUCCAACGCCCGCAAAAGGCGACGUCCCUUCCGCUCCGAAGCAGAUGCUGCUUCAUGCCAUCCAUUUACCGCGCGACUGGAAUACUAGUUCCGAUGUCAGGAACAUCCCUGGAACGCGAGAGGGCGAAGUGCAUGCCCUUACGCGUGAGCUGUGGGACGUCAGGCGGCAGAUAACUGCUCUAAAGGCGCGAGAAGACUUCAUUGACCAGAGGCUGAAGUACCUUGGAGCACCUGCUCUCACGUAUGGAGAAGCGUCCAAGAGCAACUCGCCCGAGCAUAAGCUGAAAACUGAGAACGACGAGCUCCGUACCCAAUUCGAACAGGAGGCAUCAGCACGAAAGGCGCUUGAAAAUGCGUUGCAGGAGGAACAGAGCCGGCGGCUGCACGCCGAAGGCAUAGUUGACGACGUACGGCGGGAAUGCACCGCGCCAUUCGUGGUCCCCUCGCUCGUCGAUGCGUUCAUGCGAUUGUCGCAGAUGACUGGAAAGGUCCUGGAGGGUGGUCUGGGAUCUUGAGAGAUACCUCGCUUCCCCACAACCAC